AUGCAGCACACGACGUGCACAGAGGACAGGAUCUACCAUGCACUGGAAAGGUGUCUUCAUGGGCUUAGCAGAGAUGCUGUCUCCAGCAGAUGGGCUGCCGGGCUGUGCCUGAAUUGCUGGAGCUUGCAGGAGCUGGUGAGCCGAGACGCUGGCAACUACCUCAUCCUCGUGGAGAAAAUCCUCAGCAAGGCCAAAGAGGUGCAGGAGAAAUGCGACUAUGAUCUCGUGACGCCCCUGGCUCUGCUUUUCUACUAUGCGGUCCUGUAUGCUCCCCACUUCCCACCGGGCUCCGACCUGCUCCUGAAGGCUGCUGGUGUAUACCACAGCUUCCUGACCUGGCCUGUGCCCUACUGCGACAUCUUCCGCGAGCUGCUCACCUUCAUCAGUGACGAGCUCAAGGCCCCCGGGAUCUCCUUCCAGAGGCUGGUGAGGACAGAGCAAGGGCUGUCCGUGAAGAACUAUCAGAGCUCCACCGUGACGGUUCUGCUGCUUAAUCGCUCGGAGGUGCAGAGCGAGUUCCUCUCCAUCGCCGAGAAGCUGAGUGCCAGCGAGCACCCGCAGCGUGCCACGCUUGUCUUGCUCCUCGAGCACCUCUACCAGGCCAGCUUCGGCACCUGCUGCGACCUGGACAGCCUGCACCACCUCCUCAAGUCCAAGACACUGGAAGAGCUCUUGGAGAUCUAUGCCAGCGCUGCUGACGCGCAGGAAAUUGCAGCUGCCAGCAGCGACCCUGUCCUGGCCCGGGAGCGGCUGCAGAACGUGCUGCGGGGCAUCGCCGGCGCCGCAUCUUUUCCUGCCAUCGCAGGUGAGGCUCAGCCCCGCAAGCUCCACACCAUCCCCAUCCCUGCCGCUCGCUGCUACACUUACAGCUGGGAUCAGGAUAACUUUGAUAUCCUCAAUGAUGUCCUCAGCAAAGAGUGCAGUGUCGUUGAGCCCAUGGCCUUGGAGAAUGAGGAGGAGGAUGAAGAGGAGGAAGAGGAGGAGGUGGAAACCGAUGGCUGUUCUCCCGGGCGGGACUCGCUGCUUUCCCCCAUCUGUGCCAUUUCCAAAGACUCUGUUUACUCGGCACUGUCGGAGGAGGGAUCUAAGCCCUCACGAGUGUCUCUCUUCACCACCUCCAAGGACUCCAUCUCAGAGCUGACGGUGGUCUCCAGGAAGUCCUUGAAGUCGUUUGUCUCCAGCCUGAGGGACUGCAUGGACAGUGGGUACGCAGAGGACAGUGACGAGAAUUCCCUGGACAUGGUGGGGAGGUCGGAGCUGAAGGUGGAGAAGGCCCACCACAAAUACAGACACACGCUGACCAACAAGAUCUACAAACUGUUCAAGAGCAAAAGCCAGCUCGUCUUGAGGAGGGACCUGAAGGACUGCCCAGACACGGGCUCUCUCUCACUGCCCCUGCGCCGAGCCGAGAGCCUGUGCACUCCCCAGGCCAAGCACCGCAUCCCGGCACGGUCCCGGCGUGCUCACUCGCUACGGCCCUUCCUCAGCUACGACGAGGAUGCCAAGGUGUCCACGCUGCGCGUUGUGGUCUUCGGCUCUGACCGCAUCUCGGGCAAAGUGGCCCGAGCCUACAGCAACCUCAGGCUCAAGGAGAGCACCUGCCCCUCACUGACAAGGUACUUCAAGCUGCAGUUCUUCUACGUCCCUGUGAAGAGGAGCUGCUUGGCUCCGUCGACCCCACUGAUGCAUCCCCCUUCAUCCCCGGGGGACCCGCAGCUCCGUGCCUCGGCACAGGUGGAUUUCACCGUGACCAGGAUGGAGAGCAGCACCAACGACAUCUCCCACUACAUCGGCAUGUUGGACCCAUGGUACGAGCGCAAUGUUCUUGGGCUGAUGAACCUGCCCAUGGAUGUCCUGUGUCAGUCUGCCAAGCCAGAGGCCGAGCCCCAGGAGGACUCCCAGGAGCAGCUGCCCAUCUUGGCAGACAUGAUCCUCUACUACUGCCGCUUCGCCACGCGCCCCGUCCUGCUGCAGCUCUACCAGACGGAGCUCACCUUCAUCGGGGGAGAAAAGAUGACUGAAGUCUUCAUCCAUUCCCUGGAGCUGGGCCACUCAGCGGCCACGCGGGCCAUCAAGGCGUCAGGUCCGGGCAGCAAAAGACUGGGCAUAGAUGGAGACAGAGAAGCAAUCCCACUAACACUACAGAUCGCCUACAGCAAGACAGCCAUCAGCGGAAGAAGUCACUGGAACGAUGUCGAGAAGGUCUGCACGUCUGUCAACCUUAGCAAAGCCUGCAAGAAGCACGAAGAACUAGCCUCAAAGACAGAGUGUCUCAACUUGACCGUGACAGAGGUUGUCAAAAGGCAAAACUCCAAAUCCAAAAAAAGUUUCAAUCAGAUCAGCGUGUCCCAGAUAAAAGUAGACAAGGUCCAGAUUAUUGGUCUCCAGUCCUCCUUUGCCGUGUGCCUGGACCAGGAUGAGCAGAAGAUCCUGCAGAGUGUAACCAGAUGUGAGAUCUCUGUGUGCUACAAACCCAGGGAUGGUGAUCUCUUUGCACUGAGAAGGUCCUCUUUGCCUCCCCAGGACCACUCUGAGUUUCAUUCUCUCCUGUGCUUACCCAUUGCCACCUUCAGUGGAGCACUGCCGUAG
This is a messenger RNA of Eurypyga helias (sunbittern), 2589 nucleotides long. It is a transcript of the gene PIK3R5, whose product is annotated as phosphoinositide-3-kinase, regulatory subunit 5. Lineage: Eukaryota; Metazoa; Chordata; Aves; Eurypygiformes; Eurypygidae. The record is from RefSeq and is a predicted model, not a curated record. The transcript has 19 exons. Gene Ontology annotation, biological process: G protein-coupled receptor signaling pathway; positive regulation of MAP kinase activity. The coding region runs from base 1 to 2589 and encodes 862 amino acids. Gene Ontology annotation, molecular function: 1-phosphatidylinositol-3-kinase regulator activity. Gene Ontology annotation, cellular component: phosphatidylinositol 3-kinase complex, class IB.